Messenger RNA from Caenorhabditis sp. 36 PRJEB53466, 2185 nucleotides. The record is from the annotation of a GenBank genome assembly. Lineage: Eukaryota; Metazoa; Nematoda; Chromadorea; Rhabditida; Rhabditidae.
AUGAAUUUCGGCCUCGCUUUUCAUCGAAUUUGCCAACAAUUGCACUUGUGGAGCCGGCAUUUUAAGGUUAUUUUCGAUUCUUAUGAAUUUUUGAACAGUGUUUGGCUGAAAACGAGAAGGCGACGUCAAAAAGGGGCGUGGCGUGAAACUGGUACUUUGGAAGACGUCGUCAGUCUUCAGAAGCUUCUGAAAACUUUGGAUAAUCGAAAAAUGACGAAUUUUUGGAGAAAACUGUUCAAAAAGCGCAAUAUUCGAGAGUUUGAGGUGAAUUUUCGGGCUCCACACAUCGUUUCCGAUCGAUUCAUAUCGAAUUUUCGUCAAAAAAUUUCGACGUCUUCUAAAGUACGGUUUUGAAAAAGUCGCGCGAAAAGUGGUCAUGACGUAUGUCAAACUGAGCAGAAUUGUCUGCUGAGCACGAAUAUGCGAAUGAAAUGCUGAAAUUCUGCAAAAUUUCAGCAUUUUCAGACGCAACUUUUUGUUGCCCGAAACUUGAACGUUUCGUACAUCAAUCGAUAGCGAAUUUGACGGCGAUCAAGAUUGUCUCUUGACAUUUUUCGAUAGCUCUUCAGGUUUUCGAGAAAAAUCGCAUAAAAGAGCGUGUUCAGACGCGCCGUGCGUAUUGCGCCAUUUCUCUGCUAAACUACUCGGCGGAUCUGAUAUUGAUAUCGUGGAUGUUCAGCAGACAGCCCGUCUUUCUCGACGUCCUUUUUUGUGUCUCCUCCGCACUCAUCGGCAUUUCUAUCACUGGUAAACCGGAAGAAAAUAAAAUUGUUUGCAAACAAGUUUUUUUUUUGCAGGCCUAUACCUGAAACGACCGUCUGUAAUGCUUCCCGACGUCCUCUAUAAAGUGAGUUUCAAGAGAAAAAGUCGUGGUGUCAGCGAAAAAAAACUUGAGGUGAUCGUCUCGGCGUGUGCUCUUUUCAAUGCGAUCCUUGACGCCGACAACGGCACUUCGGGAGCCGCCCCACGGCUUUGUAUGGUAUCUGUGGCGCUAUUGUCGCAUAUUUACGAGGUAGCGUCGGUUUGCAGAAGUUUGUACACGUUUUGCCGGCGAAAAUCCGCUGAAAUUGAAGAAUUCGGUGAAUUGUUUGGAAAACGUUGUAUAUCUCGCUUCAGACGCAUGAUCGUGCAUGAGUGACAAGUAGAAUAUUGUAGACCAGCUAUUUUCCUUGCGAUUCGUUUUUUAACCAUUGAAAAAUGAUCGAAAUUGGCCGAGUUACUGUGGCGCAAAGUUAGACAUUCGAGUUUUCCAAACGCACUUCGAUUAAUCGAUAAUCUUCCCAUGUUUUCUGUACAAUACAUCUAUUUUUGUACGCCUAGAACCUGGAUUCGAAUAAUUAGACAGCACUAGCUACGUUUUGGUAACAGAAAUCUCACAUAUCGUUGAGAAUUAACCGAAUUAUUUCGAUUUGAAGGUUUUGGCCUGGAUUUUGAUGUUUUUCGAAUAGUUUCGCGAAAACUGCUCAAGAAAACUAACCGCCGGAACCUGAAUUUUGUAAAGAACGAUUCAGCGAACAUUUUUAUCGUUCGUUGGGCUCAUGAAAUGCAAAAUGAGCUGAAAUAUAAAGGUUUGAAGUUUUGACGAAAUGCGAAAAAGACGCUAAAAACAUGAAAAACUCUAAAUUCUGUAAAGAACGGUUUUCAAUCAGUAAAAUAUUGUUUUCUAGACGUUUUUCAAGUCAAACAAAAAAAAAGAAGUAAAGGUCGUAAACUCGAAUUGAACUGCAUUUUUAGACCUGCAAAUUUUCAAAAGUUACAACGACACUCCGCAUUUUACGAGCGCACUGUGUUUAGCAUUAGCGCCCCCUGGGAGACCGUGAAAUUCUCUAUUUUUUUUAGUUUUUAACACUUUAAAAAUGUCGAAAACUGACUGAAAACUUCCAGAACUAUUUCCUCUUCAACGCCAUCGCCGCUUUCUACCGCGAACAAGAGGGCGUCGAAAAUAGUCGGCCGCCGCCGAGCUACAAUUUAUUCGCUAAAUCUGGUUAGUUUCGGGCCGAAAUCUCUCGCUAAUUCUCGCUAAUUUUCAGCUCCAAAAGCGUCGAACGUCUCGUUGCGAAAAUGUGAAAAUGCGGCGGAAAGUGUGGAGAACGGAAAAUCGGAAGAACCGCCGCCGCCGACCUACGAGUUUGCGAUGGAGAAAAUUCGAGAGAAGAUGGAAAAAGAGCGAAUUGACAGUGUGUAA